Messenger RNA from Coregonus clupeaformis (lake whitefish), 2069 nucleotides. It is a transcript of the gene kcnj11, whose product is annotated as potassium inwardly rectifying channel subfamily J member 11. The transcript has a single exon. The record is from RefSeq and is a predicted model, not a curated record. Gene Ontology annotation, cellular component: plasma membrane. Gene Ontology annotation, biological process: regulation of monoatomic ion transmembrane transport; potassium ion import across plasma membrane. Lineage: Eukaryota; Metazoa; Chordata; Actinopteri; Salmoniformes; Salmonidae. The coding region runs from base 540 to 1709 and encodes 389 amino acids. Gene Ontology annotation, molecular function: ATP-activated inward rectifier potassium channel activity.
UGGCCUUUUGGGCAAUAGAGUCCUCUAUGCAUCUCUAUGCUGCCUCAUCAGAACAAUGGGGCCGGGGGUAGUUGUAUCACCUCUGGGUAAAACACACGGGUUAGUAGACAAUUACACCACUCCUGUUGCGAUAUAUGUACCUCGUUAAAAGUUGGCCUAUACAUGAGAGAAUUCUGUUUUCAUCGUGUGAAAAGCGCUCCAGACCGGUGCGUCAACUGCGAUGGAAAUAUCGAGUUGCAGUUCGUGACUGACAGCGGCAGCUGAAUCUUUUCAUGAGACCUGGACGGCUAUGGUGGUGCCCCUGCCUAACCGAUGUGAGGAGCACACAUACUUUUAGAAACUAGAUGACAGCACAACACUCUCUCCGGCCAGCUGCUAUCAUUCGGAAGAGAACUGUCACGGGAGGUUAACCUUCGGUUAGAAGACACAGUUGAGAAAAGGAAUUCAUUAGCCUAUAUAUUUCAUCAAGAGAAGAGGUAGCUAAUCUGCGUAAUCUAAAGCAAGUGGUCACGGGGUGAAUAGUAGGCUAUGGGAGCAUUAUGCUUUCCCGUAAAGGACUGAUCCCGGACGACUACUUGCUGACCCGCUUGGCUGAGGAUGUCCAGCAGCCUAAAUUCAAGGCGAGUAAAGCGCGGAAGGCUCGGUUCGUCGCCAAAAACGGAACCUGUAAUGUGGCCCACACGAACAUUCGCGAACAGGGACGGUUCCUACAGGAUGUUUUCACCACUUUAGUGGAUCUAAAAUGGCUUCACACACUUAUCAUUUUCACCAUGUCAUUUCUGUGCAGCUGGCUGCUGUUUGCAAUGGUUUGGUGGCUCAUUGCCUUUGCGCACGGUGACCUGGAUCUAAAGGGUGACGACUUUGUCCCGUGCGUAACGGACAUCCACUCCUUCGCCUCUGCGUUCCUAUUCUCCAUCGAGGUACAGGUGACCAUCGGGUUCGGGGGGCGCAUGGUUACAGAGGAAUGCUUGUCUGCCAUAGUGGUCCUCAUUAUUCAGAACAUAGUGGGCUUGCUGAUUAACGCAAUCAUGCUGGGGUGUAUCUUUAUGAAGACGGCCCAGGCCAACCGUCGCGCCGAGACGCUGAUCUUCAGCAAGCACGCCGUCAUCUCCAUACGAAAUAACAAGCUGUGCUUUAUGAUCCGUUUAGGGGACCUGCGGAAGAGCAUGAUCAUCAGUGCCACCGUGCGGAUGCAGGUGGUAAGGCGCAGCACCACUUUGGAGGGCGAAGUGGUCCCACUAGACCAGAUAGACAUUCACAUGGACAACCCCGUGGGGACCAACGGUAUUUUCCUGGUGGCCCCUCUCAUCAUAUGCCACGUUAUUAACAAAGACAGCCCGCUCUACGAGCUGUCGCCAACGGAUUUACAAAAUAAUGACAUCGAAGUGAUAGUGGUGCUGGAGGGGGUUGUGGAGACCACGGGUAUAACCACCCAGGCCCGGACAUCCUACCUGUCCGAUGAGAUACUGUGGGGGAAGCGCUUUGUGCCCACUAUAUCCGAGGAGGAGGGCAUGUAUGCGGUGGACUAUUCUAAAUUCGGGAACACAGUUAGAGUAGCGACACCCAGCAGCAGUGCCAAGAAGCUGGAUGAGGAGGGAGGCAUCGCCAGGUUUAAACUGCACGAGCACGCGACCCCGCGGCCGUCCGUGAGAAGGCGGCGGCUCUCACUGCGCAUGAAGCAAUACAGCACCAUCAGCCCACUAGCCUAAAUAGCGUACUUUUACAGGUAUAAAGGAGUUGAUAUUACCAUUGCAUUUUGUAUAUGAAAGUAAUAUAUUUGUAUUACCUAUUGAAUUUUAAUGGAUCUUUCUGUAUACUACAGAAAUGAAAUGUUUAUUAUGUCCUAGCAGUGUUCUUAUUCUGUACAAUGGCACCUAUAGGGUGUGCAGACUUUUUUUUCUUGCCCAGUCCUAACACACCUGCUUCAACCAAGGACGUUAGCAAUAGCGGUGAGUGGGUAAAAUCACCGGGGAAGCCAGAAAAGAAAAAUCCAUAUUACAACAUACAGUGGGGAGAACAAGUAUUUGAUACACUGCCGAUUUUGCAGGUUUUCCUACUUACAAAGCAUG